Octodon degus (degu) is the source of this 3883-nucleotide messenger RNA. RefSeq names its product pre-mRNA processing factor 6 (gene Prpf6). Gene Ontology annotation, biological process: spliceosomal tri-snRNP complex assembly; mRNA splicing, via spliceosome. The record is from RefSeq and is a predicted model, not a curated record. Bases 1111 to 3798 code for a protein of 895 amino acids. NCBI's taxonomy places the organism in Eukaryota, Metazoa, Chordata, Mammalia, Rodentia, Octodontidae. The transcript is spliced from 20 exons. Gene Ontology annotation, molecular function: protein binding. Gene Ontology annotation, cellular component: U4/U6 x U5 tri-snRNP complex; catalytic step 2 spliceosome.
AAGCCGGCCGAGGCGGGAGAGCUGUCGGUCUUCUCCGUGUUGAGUGGGCUGCAGCACCUACUUGCCCUUGGAGCCUUCUACCCACCCAGAUUAUCCUUUCCCAAACACUGCCCUGAUGGGCUUGUGCUUGCCCGGAGAAGCCAGCUUGACCCUAGCUCAAGACACCCUGAGCUCAGGGGCGGCGUCCUUCGCCUCACUUAGCCCCUGAAUCUGGCUCAGUGCCGAGGGCGGGGCCCGGUGCUAAGAACCGAAAGGGGCUUGGCUGAGGAUCAGGAGAAAACGCCAAGGCUGUAGCAAGUGAGAAGAGCUGGACGCCGAAGCGUGGGUGCCUCCUCCAGCCAAGCCCACCAGCUGUGGCGCCUGCUCCGCUCCCAGCCUCUCUCCCCGGGCGUGCAGCCGGCUGGUAGUCUCUAGCAGCAGGAGCACUGCUGUACGCGGACUUGCAGAGACGCGCUGAGUGCGGCGGUACGCGCCCGCUCAGGUCGCAGUCACACGCCCCAGUGUGUAUACAGCAGUGACACGUUUGGAACGCCGGCCCACCUACGUCAGUGCUGCACUGACUUGUUUACAGCCAGGGGAAGGGCGGCGUCGGUACGGCGUUCCGGCGCAGACUGGCGGGCCAACCCCGAGUGCGGGCUCGCACGGCCUGACAGAUCGACAGUGGGGAGCCGGUCGCGGGCAGGCACCGGAGCGCAGGACGCACAGGGCUGCCCGGAAGGCGGACUAGGCCCGUGUGCACAGAUUUCUGGGUGCAUGGGAGCGCUCCCGGGCAGUCACAGCAGGGUCCAGGCGGGGACCGAAGGUUUGGCAGGGCGUCGUGGCACGUGACCGCCCAGGCCAGCUGGCACCACCCGCCUUGCCGCAGGUCGGCGCUACAGCGCUAUGCGACCUUAGCCCUUCCAGCAGCCGCAGCCCGCGCGGUGGGCGGGGCCUCAAGCGGAACUUCCGGCGCGACGUCGAGGGGGCGGUGCCCUGCGCGGUCCCAGCUUUGCUUCCGGGGCGCCGGUGACGUGACGGCCGCGACGCCUCCUGUGGUGCGUCGGGGAAGACGCCGGGGCUCCGUGCUGCGCGCCUGCCUCGGCCGCUGUCGUCUCGGUCGCCGACGCCGCCAUGAACAAGAAGAAGAAGCCGUUCUUGGGCAUGCCCGCGCCGCUUGGCUACGUGCCAGGGCUGGGCCGCGGUGCCACUGGCUUCACCACUCGCUCAGACAUUGGGCCUGCCCGGGACGCAAAUGAUCCUGUGGAUGACCGCCAUGCACCACCAGGGAAGAGAACCGUGGGAGACCAGAUGAAGAAAAACCAGGCUGCUGAUGAUGACGACGAGGAUCUGAACGACACUAACUAUGAUGAGUUUAAUGGUUAUGCUGGGAGCCUCUUCUCAAGUGGACCUUAUGAGAAAGAUGAUGAGGAAGCAGAUGCUAUUUAUGCAGCUCUGGAUAAAAGAAUGGAUGAAAGAAGGAAAGAAAGAAGAGAACAAAGGGAGAAAGAAGAGAUUGAGAAAUAUCGAAUGGAACGCCCCAAAAUCCAGCAGCAGUUUUCAGAUCUCAAAAGGAAGUUGGCAGAGGUCACAGAAGAAGAAUGGCUGAGCAUCCCAGAAGUUGGGGAUGCCAGAAACAAACGUCAGCGGAAUCCACGCUAUGAGAAGCUGACUCCUGUUCCUGAUAGCUUUUUCGCCAAACAUUUACAGACGGGAGAGAAUCAUACUUCUGUGGAUCCCCGGCAAACUCAAUUUGGAGGUCUGAACACACCCUAUCCAGGCGGGCUCAACACUCCAUACCCAGGUGGAAUGACACCAGGUCUGAUGACCCCUGGCACAGGGGAGCUGGACAUGAGGAAGAUUGGGCAAGCAAGAAACACUUUGAUGGACAUGAGGUUGAGCCAGGUGUCUGACUCAGUGAGUGGACAGACUGUUGUGGACCCCAAAGGCUAUCUGACAGAUUUAAACUCUAUGAUCCCAACCCACGGAGGGGACAUCAAUGAUAUCAAGAAAGCACGACUGCUCCUCAAGUCUGUUCGGGAGACAAACCCUCAUCACCCGCCAGCCUGGAUUGCCUCUGCACGCUUGGAGGAAGUGACUGGAAAGCUGCAAGUAGCUCGGAACCUUAUUAUGAAAGGGACAGAGAUGUGUCCUAAGAGUGAAGAUGUCUGGCUAGAAGCAGCCAGGUUGCAGCCUGGAGACACAGCUAAGGCUGUUGUGGCCCAAGCUGUCCGUCAUCUCCCACAGUCUGUUAGGAUUUAUAUCAGAGCAGCAGAGCUAGAAACGGACAUUCGAGCAAAGAAGCGGGUUCUUCGAAAAGCCCUUGAGCAUGUUCCCAACUCUGUUCGCUUGUGGAAAGCGGCUGUUGAGCUGGAAGAGCCUGAAGAUGCCAGAAUCAUGCUCAGCCGAGCUGUGGAGUGCUGUCCCACCAGCGUAGAGCUCUGGCUGGCUCUAGCGAGGCUGGAGACUUACGAAAAUGCCCGCAAGGUCUUAAAUAAAGCACGUGAGAACAUUCCUACAGACCGGCACAUCUGGAUCACAGCUGCCAAGCUUGAGGAAGCCAAUGGGAACACUCAGAUGGUGGAGAAGAUCAUUGACCGAGCCAUCACUUCCCUGCGGGCCAAUGGUGUAGAGAUCAACCGCGAGCAGUGGAUCCAGGAUGCUGAGGAGUGUGACAGGGCAGGAAGUGUGGCCACCUGCCAGGCAGUCAUGCGUGCUGUGAUUGGGAUUGGGAUUGAAGAAGAAGAUCGGAAGCACACCUGGAUGGAAGAUGCUGACAGUUGUGUGGCCCACAACGCCCUGGAGUGUGCACGAGCCAUCUACGCCUAUGCCCUGCAAGUAUUCCCCAGCAAGAAGAGUGUGUGGCUGCGAGCCGCAUACUUUGAGAAAAAUCAUGGCACCAGGGAGUCUCUAGAAGCACUUCUUCAGAGGGCUGUGGCCCACUGCCCCAAGGCAGAGGUGCUUUGGCUCAUGGGAGCUAAAUCCAAGUGGUUGGCAGGGGACGUGCCUGCAGCAAGGAGCAUCUUGGCCUUGGCCUUCCAGGUGGGUAAGGUACAGCUUGUGUUGGGAGGGGCCUGGGAAAGGCCUGUGCGGGAUACCUGGACGCUGGUGUUGGACUUCCCCAAGCUGUGGAUGAUGAAAGGGCAGAUUGAGGAGCAGGGAGAGCUGAUGGAGAAGGCUCGAGAGGCCUACAACCAAGGGCUAAAGAAGUGCCCCCACUCCACACCCCUGUGGCUCUUACUUUCCCGGCUAGAGGAGAAGAUUGGGCAGCUGACCCGAGCACGGGCCAUUUUGGAGAAGUCUCGCCUGAAAAACCCAAAGAAUCCUGGGCUGUGGUUGGAAUCCGUGCGGCUGGAGUAUCGUGCAGGGCUGAAGAACAUUGCCAACACACUCAUGGCCAAGGCAUUGCAGGAGUGCCCCAACUCUGGUAUCCUGUGGUCUGAAGCUGUCUUCCUUGAGGCCAGGCCCCAGAGGAAGACCAAGAGUGUGGACGCCCUGAAGAAGUGUGAGCAUGACCCUCACGUGCUCCUGGCCGUAGCCAAGCUGUUCUGGAGUGAACGGAAGAUCACCAAGGCCCGGGAGUGGUUCCACCGCACAGUGAAGAUUGAUUCUGAUCUGGGGGAUGCGUGGGCUUUUUUCUACAAGUUUGAGCUACAGCACGGCACUGAGGAGCAGCAAGAGGAGGUGAGGAAACGCUGUGAGAACGCAGAGCCCCGGCACGGGGAGCUCUGGUGCACUGUGUCCAAGGACAUCGCCAACUGGCAGCGGAAGAUUGGGGAGAUCCUGGUGCUGGUGGCUGCUCGCAUCAAGAAUACCUUCUGAGGGGCCUGUGGGAGUGGCACAUGGGUGGGGUGCACGGGGCCUCAGAUACUUGUCUUCAUUUAUUAAAAGAUUUUUGUGUAUCCUA